This is a messenger RNA of Enterospora canceri, 1395 nucleotides long. The record is from the annotation of a GenBank genome assembly. Lineage: Eukaryota; Fungi; Microsporidia; Enterocytozoonidae.
AUGAUAAUCAACAUAUUUUCAGUCAUGUUGCUCCAAGACUGCUCAUUCAUCCUCUACCAGUACGUGAGCAUCCUCAAAAUAAGCAAGAACUUCACUGGGAAGGAGAUCUCCAGCAAAAUCAUCCCAUUCUUCUACUACACCACACUCGCAAUCAUUCCGUUCGUUUAUACUACGCUAAUCACAAUCAACCUCUACUACUUCUACAUGAUGACCGUUCUGCUUCCAGCAGCCGUACUCUUUCUGGUCUUCUUUUCUCCAAAAUACAGGGCUGUUGGAAUUGAGACGAAUCUGUCUCCUACACCGGCACAGAUGAAAACAAAUCCAGUAUCAAUGACCAUGGCUCGUCUUGCAUACGUCGUUGGAUCCAUCAGUGAAAUAUUCAGGUCCACUCUACGAACAAUCACGCCAAAAGUGGGCCAGAAGAAGCAGGACAGAAACUACCUUCUUUGGUACAAACUGCAGUCAGAGGGUCUCAAGGCCCUUUGCACGUGGGUGGCCCAAGACAUCUUCUUUGAAACAGGAAAUUUCAGGCUGAUUUACGGAUUGAGCAUUGGAACCAAUGCAAUUGCGUUUGGGUGGAUUCUGCUAGGAGAGAAGACGAAGAGUGCAGCAAAGAGCACGAGUCUCAUGGAGAUUGUGAGAGGAGUCAGAAACGCAUUCAGUCUGCUCAAUGAUAAAGAGGUGAUCAACGAGGUAUUCAUCGUAGUAGGAAACACAAUGAAGAUAUUUGUGGGGCUAUUCAGCAACUCAAUACUCUUUGAAAUAGAUAAGGACGUGAAAGAAAGAGAGAAAGAGAAAAAGGGUGAAAUUGAGACUGAGACUGAGACUCGUAGUAGAAAUAGCACUGGUAACAGAGUAGCAAUGGGGAUAAACUACUUCCUGUACAAAACAGUCAAUUUGGUAUCCAGGCUCAUUCUGCUUCUCACACUUCACAAGGUGGGCCAAAAGGGAGAGGACAGGAAGAAGAUUCUGGGCGUAGGAUACGUCAUAGGGGCUGUGAAGAUGACCAGUACACUUUGUGCUGCCCUACUCUGUGAAUUCGUAUUCAAGAAACUCGAUGGAUACAACUUGCAGUUCUACAGCUUCCCAGUGGUUCUGCUUGUCUUUGGCUUCUUCAUCAAGGCACCAACCAGGUUCAUAGGAAAUGCAAUGUACUUCAUGACGUCACUCACCCUCGCCAUCAAUGACUCAUUCAGCAGAGACGUCCUCCUCAAAAUGAAGAACAUCAACCUCUUCGCCUGCUUCAACCUCUUUAUGGUUGGACUGAUCUCAUCAGUGAUCAACUUCACCACUGGAUACCUGAAUAUGGGAGUUAGGAGGAAGUGUAUGGUCUACCUCUUUGGUGGAGUAGGAGUGUACGCACUGCUGGUGAUCUGUAGGCUACUAUCAAAUUGA